AAGAAUUCAAUUGAUUUUUACAGUAAAAACAUAGAUUAAUGCAACUCAUUGAUCAGUCUAUGUACAUAUGUAGGAGAAAAGGGUGCCAUCACAUAACGCCAAAAAUUAUGCACUUCACAAUUUUCAGUUCUAUUGUUAUCCUCGUGUUAAUCAACCUCGUGGGUGGAAUUUCAUUCGAACAAGAUGUAAGUCUGAACCUGGAACAGAAGAAACUUUUGGACCAGUUUAAAGCAAGAGUCAUCGACCGUCUCCCUCAUGAUUACAUGAAAAGAGAGAUUUAUCUCAUUAAAUGGUUACGAUCCAACAAUUAUAAUUUGGAUCGGGCUGAAGAUGCGUUGUAUCGGAAUCUAAGAUGGCGGAAAGAACAGAAGAUGGACACGAUCCACUCGGAGGACUGGUCUGACAUGUGGGACAAUGAUUACCGAUAUUACAUCGACGGACGCGAUAAGAUGGGACGACCGUUUCUAUUCUUAGAGCUUAAACAUUUCGACGCUAGAAAGUUAAUCGUUCAAGGAAAAGGGGAGAGAAUGCUUCGAUACUUUUCCAAGGCCUGGGACGAAGGGUGUAACCUAAUCCAGGAAUUGGGAGCUAAAUAUGGUAACAUGACGAGAGGAAACGUCGUCUUUGAUCUGGACGGCUUCAACGCUGUGCAACAUGUUUGCAUCCAAUGCAUUCCAUACAUGAUCAGAAAUGUCGUUGAUUUCGUACAACAUUUUCCUGAAUGUCUGGAUAAGAUGAUUUACGUGAAAUCGCCUCAGAUUAUGGAGCAAGUUCUCACCCUCACGAAACCACUGUUGCCAGCGGAAUAUGGAAAUAGCACUUUUGUUUACGGGACAAACAAGGAGGUUUGGAUGGCUGGGUUGAGGGAAGAUUUUGAUCUUGACCAGCUCCCACCAGGGUUGGGAGGCACAAAACUUUACAAGGGAAUGGAAUACAGAUAAAUAUUUUACGUUGGUCAGUUUUGAAUCGAAAUGUUGAACUACGACGUUGAAUUGAUUAUUAGUUUCUAUCACUGGUGACAGUACCUUGUAAUUUUAUUAUUGCAGUGGCAAAAUAAAAUUUACAUAAAUAUGUAUGUGCAAAUAAAUUAUGCCGGUCCGAUUAAUAGUUGGGAUCUUCAAGCA
Folsomia candida is the source of this 1124-nucleotide messenger RNA. RefSeq names its product SEC14-like protein 4. Bases 39 to 941 code for a protein of 300 amino acids. The record is from RefSeq and is a predicted model, not a curated record. The transcript has 8 exons. NCBI's taxonomy places the organism in Eukaryota, Metazoa, Arthropoda, Collembola, Entomobryomorpha, Isotomidae. Gene Ontology annotation, cellular component: cytoplasm.